AUGGCCGAAUCAAAUGACAACAUCAAUGAACCAGCUGCCGCUGAUGAACUAGUGAACAGAGACAAUGAUAUGUUAGAAAAUAUGUCGGUUACUGGAUUUUCUGAAGCAACUGAAAAUAAUGUAAUUGCUUUGCUGACUAUUCCAACACAAGGUAUAAUUCCUGUUUUGCCUAAUGAAAGUCAAUCAACUUCUAAAGAUUGUCAUAGUGCGUCAAUCAAAGAUCUGUUCCUAAGAGGUCCUGAUGUAGAGUCAGAUGUCCAACCAAGUUCAGAAAAGAACAACCAAGGAGCAUCUGUAGCAUCUGGCCUUGCUGAAGAAGGAUCAACAAAUGCGCAUGCUAUGACAACAAGGUCGAAGAUAAAGACAAAUAAAAGCAAGGCUUCAAAAAUAAAUAGUCAGCAACAUAGAUCAGUAAUGCGAAGUUUGAUAACAUCACGCAGUGGUACAAUUCGGUCGCGAUCUUCAUGCUUAACAAGAAUGUCCAAUUUGAGUGAUUCACAAAUUGAGAAUAUAUUCGAAACAAGGAUGAAUCAACAAAGGCGCACAGAAUUGGAGAAACAACAAUUGCAAAAUCGCCUAGAAAGUGAGAAACAAAUUUGGGAAAAUAACAAUCAAGUUGAAAACUUAAAUUUAGACAAUGAGUGGCAACAGAUUCUACAAAAACAGCAAGCUGAAGAGCGUAAGAGAAAGGCCGAACUGGAAGCUUUUCAACAUCGUCGCCAACAAAUGCUACAACGAAGAAACAUCGAGAUGGAGCAGUUCAACAAGAGGAAGCAGAUGAACCUACAAGAAAUUGAAGACAAAAAUCAACGUGAACAAUUGGAACUGGACACUAAUUUAAAUGAAACUUUAGCAGAAAGAGGCGUUCUUAUAAAUACGCCCCCUGUUGCUGCUAGUGUCGAAAUCAGUCAGCAGCCAUCAAAUUCCUCUAUGAAACAAACAAAAAUAUUAAAUGUGACCAGUCCAAUAAUACCAGCUUUAAGUACACCAUUUUCAACACCUAAUCAAUUACCUGUCUCUAGAAGUUGUGAUGUGCAUUGUGAGGGCCGACCAAGUGAACGUGUGAACACCGCAGAGCAUGAAAACCGUACUGCCGUACUUCCCGUACACGUAUUGAUGUACUCUCGUACUGACGUACUCUCGUAUCCACGUAUUGUCGUAAUCACGUACUGUUGUAUUAUCAUACCUAUAACAUCGUAUCGACGUAUCUUCAUACACCUGUACUUUCCUGACAAUAAACGACAUCAACUUGUACUGUUAUACGCGUCUUUUUGCAUUGGAGUGACAAAAUCAGUUUACUAA
Molecule: messenger RNA, 1302 nt
Organism: Styela clava
Lineage: Eukaryota; Metazoa; Chordata; Ascidiacea; Stolidobranchia; Styelidae
Source: RefSeq, a predicted model, not a curated record